UGGGCAGAGAACCAGCAGGUCAUGAGAACGGUGCUAGAGGAGCUUGACCUUGACAAAGCUGUAAGCCAAGCAGAGAAGAAAGCCAAGCUGUACUAUCUCUCCUGCAUGGAUGCAAACGAUACUGUGGAAGAAUUAGGUGCCAAACCACUGUUAGACAUUAUCGAGGACUUGGGCGGGUGGAACGCUACAGGAACGUGGAACGAGGAGAACUGGGACUUCCCCACCCUGUUCAACAGACUUCACCAGCAGUUCGACUUGAGCCCGCUCUUUUCUGCUUGGGUCGGGACGGACGACAGGAACUCCUCUGUCAACAUUUUCCAAGUUGACCAGGGAGGGUUAGGACUGCCUGACAGAGACUACUACCUGAACAAGAGCGCGACAGACGAGGUCCUGGUGGCGUACCUGACGUACAUGACGGAGCUCGGCAUGCUGCUGGGAGGGGACCGCAACGAGACCAUGGUGCUGAUGAGUGAAGUGCUGGAUUUUGAAACGGAACUGGCAAAUAUAACAACACCAGAUGAUCAGAGACGAGACCAGGAGAUCAUGUAUCACAGAUAUAACCUCAGCUUCCUGCAGGGUAUGGCACCUAUGAUCAACUGGACCCAGUACUUCACCACGAUGCUGACAAACACAGGGAUAAGUGUCACCCCUUCAGAACAGCUGGUGGUGUAUGCACCUGAGUACCUACAACAUGUCACCAGACUUGUCAGCAGAACUCCAAACCAUGUGUUGAACAACUACCUGGUCUGGAAGGUGGUGUCCCUGUUGGCACCAUAUCUCAGUAAACCAUUCCAGGACGCAGGGCACAAGAUGACCCAGGUCCUGACUGGGAAGACCGAGAGAGAGGCCACCUGGAAGGAGUGCAUCUCCGAGACAAACGAGGUCGCCGGAUUCGCCCUGGGAGCCAUGUUUGUGAGGGAAGCUUUUCACAACAGCAAGGCCAAGGCAGAAGAGAUGAUAGGGGAGGUGAAGGGAGCCUUCAUCAGGAACCUGCCAAACCUACAGUGGAUGGAUGAUGAAACAAGAAGGGCAGCUGAGGACAAGAUGGUCCAUGACCCCACCUGAGGUCAACGCCUACUACUCGCCCAACAAGAAUGAAAUUGUCUUCCCUGCAGGUAUAUUGCAGCCGCCAUUUUAUGACCCCAACAGCCCAAAGUCACUGAACUUUGGAGGCAUAGGAGUGGUGAUGGGACAUGAAUUGACUCAUGGAUUUGAUGACUCAGGUCGUGAGUUUGAUAAGUUUGGGAACCUGAAGCCUUGGUGGAACAACGUCUCAGUAGCAAAGUUCAAACAACAAGCUCAGUGUAUGGUGGACCAGUACUCAGGGUAUACCAUUAAUGGGGAACAUGUUGAUGGGAAACAAACAUUAGGAGAGAACAUUGCUGACAACGGUGGCUUGAAGUCUGCUUUUCACGCAUAUGAAGACUGGAAGAGAAGAAAUGGGGAUGAGGUGCCUCUACCUGCUGUAGGGCUCAGUCACAACCAGCUUUUCUUUGUAUCAUUUGCUCAGGUAUGGUGUGACCGCAGGACUGAACAGAUGGCCCAUGAGGCCUUGUUAACAGACACGCACAGCCCUGCAAAGUGGAGGGUCAUCGGUACUCUGUCCAACUCCAAGGACUUUGCCAGGGCCUUCAACUGUCCAGUGGGAAGUACCAUGAACCCAAAAGACAAGUGUGAAGUCUGGUAACAUUUACACUUACAGCAUAGGAUGUAUCAUAACUGCCAAGACAUGAAGAUAUGGAACAAUUCUGGAGUGCUAUACUGGAUGUACUUAAUCAGUGUUGAUAAUGUUCCUACUGAGGAUGUUUAAGCCCUUUCCUACAAAGAUGUGAGUCAAAGCUGAGAGGCAUUGAUGAUAAUUAGGACCCAGAAGGAAAUUUACCAGGUGAGACCACUAACACAGUUUGCUGGCCAAGCUGCAGUUUAAACAAAGUAAGGUUUAUCCCAGCACCUUCUUGGAAGCCACUUGUAUGUAACGCUAGUCCACUUUUAU
Branchiostoma floridae (Florida lancelet) is the source of this 1993-nucleotide messenger RNA. RefSeq names its product endothelin-converting enzyme homolog. Gene Ontology annotation, cellular component: plasma membrane. Gene Ontology annotation, molecular function: metalloendopeptidase activity. Gene Ontology annotation, biological process: protein processing. The record is from RefSeq and is a predicted model, not a curated record. Lineage: Eukaryota; Metazoa; Chordata; Leptocardii; Amphioxiformes; Branchiostomatidae.